This is a messenger RNA of Dictyostelium discoideum AX4, 1695 nucleotides long. RefSeq lists its product as hypothetical. The transcript has a single exon. The record is from RefSeq and is a predicted model, not a curated record. Bases 1 to 1695 code for a protein of 564 amino acids. Gene Ontology annotation, molecular function: transmembrane transporter activity. Gene Ontology annotation, cellular component: vacuole; membrane. NCBI's taxonomy places the organism in Eukaryota, Evosea, Eumycetozoa, Dictyosteliales, Dictyosteliaceae. Gene Ontology annotation, biological process: transmembrane transport.
AUGAUAAAAAAUAAUAGUAAUGAAAAUAUAUUAGUUAUAAAUUCAAAUGAUAAUAUUGAAUUAGAAUUAGAAAGUGAUUUAUUAUUAUAUGAUAAUAAUAAAAAGGAAAUGUUUAUAAAGAAAGAGAAAAAGAUAAAGACAAUAAAUAUAUCAAUAGUAUUUGCAAUAUUAUUUUUUGGUGAAGUUGCAAGAGGUAUAAUUAUUCCAACAAUAAAUUACUAUUCAAUAUUGGUAGGUGGUACAGCGACGACAUUGGGAAUGGUGAUAUCGGCAUUUAGUGCCGGUAGAUUUUUAGCAACGAUAGUACUUGGUUAUUUCUCGAAAUUCGAUACCUAUAAAAACAUAUUCAACAUAUCAAUGGUACUUUGUAUUAUCGGUUCACUUUGGUAUAGUUUCAGUUACAUAGACCAAGGUAAUCCGUUCAUUGGUCAAUCGUCAUUGGUAAUUUCAAGAUUCGUUUUGGGAUUUGGUGCUGGUACAUUGAGUACUGCACGUUCAUUCCUCGCUGAUAUAACCAUUCCAUCAGAGCGUACCACUUGGAUUGCACUAUCAUCAGCACUCCAAUUCCUUGGAUUUGCAGUUUCACCAAUCAUAGGUUCACUCCUAUCCUAUAUACCACCCUUCUCAAUUGAUGAAGUUAUUAAAAUAGAUUCUAUAACUUUACCUGGUUGGUUUUUAACAUUCCAAAAUUUCAUACUUUUAUUAAUGAUCAUUUUCUAUUUUCAAAAUCCAACUUUAAAUCAAUUAGCAUCAAAUAAUAAUAAUAUGAUUAAUUCAUCAUCAGAUUUAAAUUUAAAUAAAAAAAAUAAUAAAAGUGGUAGUAAUAAUAAUAGUGAUAAUGAACAAGAUGAUUUUGAAAUCGAAAGUUCAUCAUUAAAAAGUAGUGGUGGUGAUGGUGAUGGUGGUGAUGGUGGUGGUGGUGGUGAUAGUAGUACUACACAAUUAUUAUUAAAUCAACAAUCAUCAAAUAAUUCAAAACAACAACAACAACAACAACAAAAUCAAUCAAUUUAUAGAAUAUUAUAUAAUAAUAAAAGAAUUUUUAUAAAUUUAAUUAUAUUUAUAAUUUUAAAUUUCUUUAUUAGAGCAAUACUUGGUAUUUAUGAAACAUUAGGUUCAACAUUCUAUAGUAAAUUAGAUACUAGUAUUAAUAGUAGUACAAAUUCUGGUUACUUUUUUGGUAGUAUGGGAUUCUUGGGUAUUGUAUUAUUGCUUGUUAUAAGUUGGCUUUGCAAAAAGGAAUUGCUACAUGACUAUUGGAUAUUAUGCUUUGGUAAUUUAAUAAUCACGAUUGGCUGUUUCGCAACUAUGGUUCAUCAAUUAAGUUGGACUCGAUUUGUAUUUGGUUAUAUUUGCAUUUGGGGCAUUGGUUUCACUUUGGCUCAAACCGUCGUAGUUUCAAUGUUUUCAAAAAUUCUCUCAAACACAAUUGGUAACGCAUCUCAAGGUACUUUAAUUGGUAUCAUCACUGCAAGUGGUUCAUUGGGUCGUGUAAUUGGUCCAUUAUUCUCGGGUUUACUCUAUAAUGAAAAUGACCUCUUACCAUUAUUCUCUUUUGCUUUUGCUUUAUCUUUAAUCAUAUUAUUCUCUUCAAUUUUAAUGAUUCCAAAAGAUAUUUUAAAAAUUAAAUAUUUAAAUCAUAAUGAUAAUAAUAAUAAUGAAUAUAAUGAAGAAAAUUAUAAUUUAAUAAAAUAA